CGAGAGUAGUUCCCAUAAUCUUCCGCUGCAGCAAGUUCAUCGCGAAUGUCCGCCAGCAGGAGGCCAUCAUAACACCCAGCGACAUUUCCUCACCAUGUCGUCCUCCUCCGUCCACGCCGAUCCUCCGCCGCCCGUCGUCACCGAGCCCAGCGGUAUCAACUAUGCUACGAGUAUUGCUUUGGGAAAAGGCGGCUUUGCGAUAUGUCACAAGGCCGAACGGCUCGAUGGCGCGAAGCCGACGGGUCACAUCGUCGCCUUGAAGAUUGUCAAGACCAAGAUGGAACCGGCGAAGUUGGCACAAAAGCUGCAAAUACACAGCAAGCUCUCGCAUCCCAACAUCGUCACCUUCUACCGAGCCUUUUCCUUCCAGACCAGCACAUAUGUCGUCCUCGAGCUGUGUCCGAACGGAUCGUUGGCCGAUAUGCUCAAGAAGCGGAAGAACUUGUCCCUGCCUGAAAUCCGCAGACUGGUAAUCCAGGUGUGCGGAGCGGUGAAAUACUUGCAUCACCGGCACAUUGUGCAUCGCGAUCUCAAAACUGGCAAUCUCUUCCUGGAUGAGCAUAUGAAUGUCAAAGUCGGUGACUUUGGCUUGGCAGCGCUGCUGGUGACCGAAAGGGAUAUGGAAGUGAGACGGAGGACGACCAUGUGCGGCACACCAAACUAUCUUGCACCUGAGAUUCUGGAGAAGGGCAAAGGACAUGAUGAAAAAGUGGACCUAUGGGCUAUCGGCGUGAUUGCGUACACGCUCGCAGUCGGCAAGGCUCCAUUCCAUGCCAGUACGAAGGAAGAGAUCUACAAGAAACUCAAGUCUGGAACAUACACGUGGCCGGAGCUGAGUGCUACGAACAACCAGAGCACUGAUCUGCGAGAUUUGGUGUCACGAAUCCUGGUAUCGGAAGAGCAGCGACCCUCUCCAGAUGAGAUCGUCAGCCAUGCAUUCUUCAAGAUUGCCUAUGUUCCAGCCGAAAUACCCACAACAGCACGAACGCUCGCUCCACAAUGGGACGUCUCCAUGCCCAGUUCGGAUACUAUUCGGCGUGGCUACAGCGAAACCUGGUUUGACUUGUGCAAAUUAUCUGGCGUGGGCGAGUACGAGCCUGGGAAGGCUUUCCCAUUGAAUGGCGGACGCAAAGUGCGAAGCAUUGUCCAUGACAUGGAACGUGAGACGCAGCUUGGGCGCCAGCCUCAGAUGCCCAUACCCAAGGACGUGGUUUAUUCCUCCAUGAUUAGCGACUUCGACGCUGCCCGAUCCACUCCGGACAACUCAACGGCCUCUGUUGAGGCAGCAAGUCGUGAGUUGAAAGAGAUUGCGCUGAAUGAAGUUGCAUCAACCAGACCUCGAGCGGCCGACUCUGAGAAGGCGAAAAGAGAUGCUGCAUUAAUGCCACCCCCGAGAGCACCAUCGAGAGCAGCGACGUCAAGAAGUGGAACUGUAAGACGACCAGCAAGAACUAUCAGUGAAGAGACCGUCGCGAAGUCGAAUGAGUCGGUCCGGAUACAGUCAGACUCAUCGUCGUCCGGACCUUCCUCAGCCGCUACUUUGAAGGUAUCGCGCGUGAGACCUGCACCGUCUUCGGCUGCGAGUGCACCCUCUACAGUGACGCUGGGAAGCACCACUAGGGAGAACAAGAAUGCCUCCUCAACAGCAGCAUCAUACCAGACAGCGAAGACGGAGCAGAGCGCAGAUCCAUUAGAGAAGCCAUCAAGGACGAACUCAGUCAAACGUAGUGCAGAUGCUAGCUUGGCCAGAAGACCUCGAGAGACCAAUCCAGCUGUACCUGGCACAGAUCCUGCUACGGUGCUCGAGAAACUCUCCGUAUUCCGAAAUAAUCUCGCGACGGCACUACAAAAAUCUGCUUCAGCGAAGACAACAUCUAGUCUUCGAUCGAACAUGCCUGAUGAGUCUGCCAAUCUGCCAUUCGUGUCCCGCUGGGUCGACUACAGCCGCAAGCAUGGCGUAGGAUACGUCCUCUCCGAUGGCACUGUUGGGUGCAUAAUCAAUGCCACAGCCAAGCCAAAGCAGACACCUACACCAGUAACUCAUGUCAUCGUCCGAAAUGGCCAGCGGUGGUUGCAGAAAGUUGGCAAGAACAAGGACUUUGCCGGCAUCGAACAAGUCCCACUUGAAGUCUUCGAAGAUGGAGACCUGGAAGGUAUCAAGCGGAAAGUAUACAAGGGCCUUGGCAGCGUCAAGGAAGGACCUCUCGCAGUCGAAGCUGAACGCAGACGGACACUGAGUGUGCUCUGGGUGAAGUUUGGCCGAUACAUGUGCCAAUCGCUGGACGGACAGGAAGAAGAUGUGGGUAAGAACCACGAUGGCAACUUUGUUCGGUUUUACCAGAGGAUCGGUAAUGUUGGCGUCUGGGCUUUUGCCGAUGGUUGCUUGCAGAUCCACUUCCCCGACCACACCAAGCUCGUCAUCUCCGCAGACGGCCGGAGUGUGUCAGCUACUGUCCUCAGCACUGAUGCGGUCUCGCACCUCUCACAAAACGGCGAGCUUCUGCCAGCACAGAUCAAUCAGCGCCAAGUCCUGGCCGACAGCAUCCAUGCCCUCCUUUUCGAGGGCGGUCGCGUACGACAACGCAUCGUCAAAGCCAACCAACUAGCCGACAAACUCGCGUUCGUACAAGAUGCCGUAUCGCAAUGGGUUGCGAAUGGCGGCUUGGGUCGACUAGAUGAAGAUGACGCCACUGGAGACAAGCUUUAUUGGGAAGGUCUGACUGUGAAAGACGGCGCCAGGAAAGUUGAUCGUGUCACUGUUGGUCGUUAUGGUGGUGAUGAUGUCAGGCCACCACUUUUGAAUGCUUAAUCGUCGUGUUGAGUGAUGUGUGACGGCCGGGAAAUUUGUUUUUGUCUUGCAUGGAAGGAAGCGUGUCCUGGUCUUUGGAUAAAUGCUGUUAUUUCGGCUUGGCGGGCGAGCAUGUUGUUGGAAUGGAUUGGAUUUGAGUAUCUUUCGUACAGAGUUGAUGGUAUACAUGGAUGAACCGGUGGUUCUCUUGCAAUUUCGACUGCUGUUCUGUUCUUUCUG
Messenger RNA from Pseudocercospora fijiensis CIRAD86, 3028 nucleotides. RefSeq lists its product as uncharacterized. Bases 95 to 2809 code for a protein of 904 amino acids. Gene Ontology annotation, cellular component: cytoplasm; spindle pole body; spindle pole. The record is from RefSeq and is a predicted model, not a curated record. The transcript is spliced from 4 exons. Gene Ontology annotation, molecular function: protein kinase activity; protein binding; ATP binding. NCBI's taxonomy places the organism in Eukaryota, Fungi, Ascomycota, Dothideomycetes, Mycosphaerellales, Mycosphaerellaceae. Gene Ontology annotation, biological process: mitotic cell cycle; regulation of cytokinesis; regulation of protein localization to mitotic spindle pole body.